UGUGUUCAUGUCACUCAAAAAUAUGCAUUUAAAUCAAUUCAGGAUCAAAUAGCUAAAAAAUCGUAUCACUGACAAAAAAAGGGGCAAAACAAAUUCACCACGCCAGGAAGGGUGAAGGCAAUCGGGUCGGCCAGCCCUACCAAAGAGGUGUCCCUUAUUUAUUUUUCAGAGAGUUUGGAACCCUACCUGUCAGGAAAGACAACGUGAAGUCUGAGAGAGAGAGAGAGAGAGAGGACGAGAGAGAGCCUUUUGUCCUUCACGUGAAGUUUUUUACUUUUAAUAUAAACUUUGAAACUGGUGUGAAAGAUCAUUUCACUGUGUUCUGCUGUAAACUGAGUGCAGACUGAGAAGGAAAUAGACCAGACCUUGAAUAUCUAGAAGAGCAGCAUGGCCUGAACCACAACUGAGCCGCAGCCGGCCCAGUGCAACAUGGACAAGGACCUUUCAGAGCAAGUUGGACCCUCACACACAAAAGGUCAGGACCAAAGACUGAGAGCAGAGUCUCCAGGGUCCAGCUGUGUGUCUCUGAAGAGUGACUGGUCCAUGAGUCUUCCUCCAUGCUUCAGUAAUGAACCUGGACCCUCACACACAAAAGGUCAGGACCAAAGACUGAGAGCAAAGUCUCCAGGGUCCAGCUGUGUGUCUCUGAAGAGUGACUGGUCCAUGAGUCUUCCUCCAUGCUUCAGUAAUGAACCUGGACCCUCACACACAAAAGGUCAGGACCAAAGACUGAGAGCAGAGUCUCCAGGGUCCAGCUGUGUGUCUCUGAAGAGUGACUGGUCCAUGAGUCUUCCUCCAUGCUUCAGUAAUGAACCUGGACCCUCACACACAGAGACAUGUCUUCACAGAAAGAGGAAGAGGAGUCAUGGUUCUGAGGAGGAGCAGUUGUCCUGCUGUUCUUCGUGUCAGGACGUCCUCAAGGAUCCAGUCUCCACCAGCUGUGGACACUGGUUCUGCACAGAUCGUGGUCUGCAGGAGGUUUUAUAUGAACAUAAGCUCAGUGUGAGGAGGAGAUGUGAACAUGUGACUGAAGGAACUGAUGAAACAAAAAGUAGAACCCUCCUCAACAGGAUCUACACUGAGCUCUACAUCACAGAGGGACAGAGUGAAGAGGUUAAUACUCAACAUGAGGUGAGGCAGCUUGAGACGGCUUCCAAGAUGAAGAUCCUCCACGACACUCCCAUCCGGUGCCACGACAUCUUUAAAGCCUCCACUGACCAGCAGAGAUUCAUCAGAGUCGUCCUGACCAACGGCGUCGCUGGCGUUGGAAAAACCUUCUCGGUGCAGAAGUUCACUCUGGACUGGGCAGAGGGUUUAGAAAACCAAGAUGUGCGUCUGCUGACUUUGCUUUCGUUCAGGGAGCUGAACCUGGUGAAAGAUCAGCAGCACAGUCUUCUCACGCUGCUGCGUGUUUUCCAUCCAGCGUUACAGAGGCUCACGGCAGAGACGCUCGCUGUCUGCAAACCUUUGUUCAUCUUUGACGGCCUGGAUGAAAGCAGACUUUCUCUGGACUUCCACCACAGGGAGCUUGUGUCUGACGUCACACAGAGGUCAUCAGUCAACGUGCUGCUGACAAGCAUCAUCCGGGGGAAUCUGCUUCCCUCGGCUCUCGUCUGGAUAACCUCCAGACCUGCGGCGGCCAAUCAGAUCCCUCCUGCAUGUGUUGACAGGGUGACAGAAGUAAGAGGCUUCACUGACGCCCAGAAGGAGGAGUACUUCAGGAGGAGAUUCGGUGAUAAAGAGCUGUGCAGCAGAAUCACCACACACAUCAAGGCGUCCAGGAGCCUCCACAUCAUGUGUCAAAUCCCAGUCUUCUGCUGGAUCAGUGCUACAGUUCUGGAGCACAUGUUGACCACAGAUCAGAGAGGAGAGCUGCCCAAGACCCUGACUAACCUGUACUCACACGUCCUGCUGAUUCAGACAAUGAGGAAGAACAGCAAGUACGGUGAGGGACAUGAGACGACUCCACAGCAGCUGACGAGGGCUGACAGGGACGUUCUCCUGAAGCUGGGGAGGCUGGCACUUAAACAUCUGGAGGAAGGAAACAUCAUGUUCUACCAAGAAGACCUGGAGCGGUGUGGUCUUAAUGUCACAGAUGCCUCUGUGUACUCAGGAGUUUGUACAGAGAUCUUCAGAAGAGAGUGUGUGAUCUUCCAGAAAUCAGUCUACUGCUUUGUUCAUCUGAGCAUUCAGGAGUUUCUGGCUGCAGUCUACAUGUUCCACUGUUACACCGAGAGGAACACAGAAGAACUCAACAAGUUCAACUUUGGAACAUAUGGGGACACAGAGAGUACCUUCUUCCUGGAUGACCUCCUGAAGAGAACCAUGGCGAAAUCCCUCACAAGUACAAAUGGUCAUCUGGACUUGUUUGUUCGCUUCCUUCACGGCCUCAGUCUCGAGUCCAACCAGAGAGUCUUAGAAGGCCUGCUGGGUCGGACAUGGAACAAUCCAGAGAUCAUCCAGAGAGUCAUCAACAACCUGAAGGAGAUGCAGAGUGAUGACAUUUCUCCUGACAGAAGUAUCAACAUCUUCCACUGUCUGACUGAGAUGAACGACCACUCAGUUCAUCAGCAGAUGCAACAGUUCCUUAUGUCAGAGAACAGAUCAGAGGAGAAACUUUCAGAGAUCCACUGCUCAGCUCUGGCCUACAUGCUGCAGAUGUCAGAGGAGGUUCUCGAGGAGUUGGACCUGAAGAAGUUCAACACUACAGACCAGGGUCGAAGGAGACUGAUCCCAGCUGUGAGGAACUGCAGGAAAGCUCGACUCGGUGGUUGUCGACUCUCAGAGACUCACUGUGAAGUCCUGGCCUCAGCUCUGAAGUCAGACCCCUCACAUCUGAGAGAACUGGAUCUGAGGAACAACAAGCUGCAGGAAGCAGGAGUGAAGCUGCUGUGUUCUGGACUGGAGAGUCCAAACUGUCAACUGGAGACUCUGAGGUUGGGAAGGUGCAGUCUGGAAGAGAAAAGCUGUUCUUUUCUGGUUUCAACUCUGAGGUCGAACCCCUCUCAUCUGAGAGAACUUUAUCUGACUGACAACGACCUGCAGGACUCAGGAGUGAAGGAGCUGUGUGGUUUUCUACAGAGUCCAACCUGUCGACUGAAGACUCUGGGGUUUGAGAGCUGCAGACUGUCAGAGACCAGCUAUUCUUCUCUGGCUUCAGCUCUGAGGUCAAACCCCUCUCAUCUGAGAGAACUUGAUCUUAAUAGAAACAACCUGCAGGACUCAGGAGUGAAGGAGCUGUGUGGUUUUCUACUGAAUCCAACCUGUCGACUGGAGACUCUGAGGUUGGAUCGCUGCAGUCUGUCAAAGAUCAACUGUUCUUCACUGGCGUCAGCUCUGCUGUCAAACCCCUCUCAUCUGACAGAACUGGAUCUGAGUAGAAACAACAACCUGCAGGACUCAGGAGUAGAGGAGCUGUGUGGUUUUCUACAGAGUCCAAACUGUCGACUGGAGACUCUGAGGUUGAAGAGCUGCAGUCUGUCAGAGAUCAGCUGUUCUUCUCUGGCUUCAGCUCUGAAGUCAAACCCCUCUUAUCUGAGAGAACUGGAUCUGAGAGGAAACAACGACCUGCAGGACGCAGGAGUGAAGGAGCUUAUUGAUCUACAGCAGAGUCUAACCUGUAGAUUGGAGACUCUGAGAUGGGAGGAGUUGUUUGAGUGGAGGUGAGUUAGAAGAGGACAGUGUGUGUGGACGGAGGCCGAGCUGUGUCCUGAGGAUCCAGAGGCUGAAGCAGCAGCAGCUUGUGUGUAGUCUCCAAUCUACACAACCCCUAAUCUACAUGUGUUUGUCAGAUGAAGCCGGAGCACCUGGAGAAAACAUGGGGAGAACAUGCAGCCUCCACACAGGAAGACCCCAUCUGAACCGGAUUAAAACCAGCAACCUUCGUGCCCCGAUUGUGUUUAUGCACAUGAAGAAUGUGUUUAUUGAAAUGACACAACACAAGCAGAAUAUAUAAACCCUCUGUAAAGAGUCACAUACAGUGUAUCCUGUGUGUCCUGCACCAGAUGGGUUAAAAGCAGAGAUUACAUUUCCCUACCUGCAUGAGUGUGCCGUUGCAUGUCUGUGCAUGUGUUUGGGACUAAUAAAUGCAUCUUAAUCUUAAUCUUAUUUAAAUUUGUCUUUAUUAUUUAUUCCACCUUUGUCCCUCAGUAUGUCUCCUCUGGGUUGAAUGCACUUACUGUAAGUCGCUUUGGAUAAAAGCGUCAGCUAAAUGAAAUGUAAUGUAAUGUGUAUAACCACA
This is a messenger RNA of Platichthys flesus (European flounder), 4240 nucleotides long. Its product is annotated as NACHT, LRR and PYD domains-containing protein 5-like. The transcript has 13 exons. NCBI's taxonomy places the organism in Eukaryota, Metazoa, Chordata, Actinopteri, Pleuronectiformes, Pleuronectidae. Gene Ontology annotation, molecular function: metal ion binding; protein binding. The record is from RefSeq and is a predicted model, not a curated record. The coding region runs from base 430 to 3666 and encodes 1078 amino acids.